Messenger RNA from Toxoplasma gondii ME49, 4278 nucleotides. RefSeq lists its product as hypothetical. The record is from RefSeq and is a predicted model, not a curated record. NCBI's taxonomy places the organism in Eukaryota, Apicomplexa, Conoidasida, Eucoccidiorida, Sarcocystidae. Bases 19 to 4233 code for a protein of 1404 amino acids. The transcript has 6 exons.
CUCAACGGCUUCCAGCAUAUGUGGGGACCUCGCUACGUCUUGGCCUCAGUCGAUUUGCGAGGGAACUGCGUCGACGAGUUCAGCCAGCUGCUGCACUUGGCGGGUCUGCAUGCGUUGCGGCGUCUGCGGCUGGAGGAAGAGACAGGGGAAGAGAGACGCUCGCGCGAGGAACGAGACGAAGAACUGUCGAUGGACGUCCUCUCUGGAAAUCGCAUUUGCCUCAGCAGAAACUAUCGUAACUGCGUCUUGGUUUGUUGUCCUGUUCUCGCCGAACUCGACGACUCAGCAGUUACUGAAGCGGAGCGACGCCACUUGCAAGAGGGUCUCUGCCGAGAGUCACCGGGAAAACAGAAAGAUACCGAGAAGGAGACAGAGACAGAGACCGCGUCGUGGAGGAGUCCCGUGGACCUGGAAGUUGAGCAAGCGGCUUUGGAAGAGUAUUUGCAGUGUCUUGUUAAGAGAAAGAGGAAAGACGCGGAGUCCGACACUGCUCUGCAGUCUGCACCUCCCGAAGGCGCCGGCCUUGCGUCUCCGGACUCUGCUGUCUUCUCGUCUGUCGAUUCGAGCCAGCAGAGACAGCCUUCCUUCUGUCGGCCGACUGUCGGGGGAGUUGAGCGUUCAUCUUCUCUCGAAGACGCUUCCGAAGAAGUUUUUUCCUCGCAAAACGCUCCGACAGCUCGAGAGAAAAGAGAAAGGCCAGUCUGGAAAAAGUCGGAAGAUGAAGCGCGAAUUGAGUUCCGGCGUUCUCUCCCUCUUCCAUGCAUGCGUCAAAAACAACAUCAACCUGGUAGACAUGCUGAGAAAUCGUCUUCGUCUUCCUCCUCUUCUUCUUCUCCCUCUUCUUCUUCUUCUUCAUCUUCUUCCUCUUCUACGUCUCCGUCUUCUUCUUCCUGUUCUUCUUCAUCUUCUUCGUCUUCUUCCUCUUCUACGUCUCCGUCUUCUUCUUCCUCUUCUUCUUCCUCUUCUUCCUCUUCUUCCUCUUCUACGUCUCCCUCUUCUUCUUCCUCUUCUUCUUCCUCUUCUCGUUGUGGCAGCGGGGGGAGAAGCCGCGGAGGCGCGGCGGCAAAGCAGGACAGAGAAGAGGGAGAGGUCGAGGAGCUGGGGGACGAUAAAAGAGAGGAAAGGGUGAUUUGCGAGGAAGAGCUCAAGGCGACUGGUUCGGCCUUUCUUGCGAGCCCAGAAUCGCUUCGUCGGGGUGUCGAGACACUCGCAGCUCUGCAUCUCGUGACCUCCGACAUGCUUCCCAUAUCUCUUGCUGGCUUCCUCGUUUCUUCUCUCUUCCCCCAUCUCACCCAGUUCCACCCUCCCCUCCCCUCAAAUGCAUGUUACACUUCGCAAACAGCAACAUGUCCCUCCUCUUCCUCUGGUUCUUCUUCCUCGUCCGCUUCCUCCUCUUCUUCCUCUUCUUCCUCUUCUUCUUCCUCUGCUGCUUCCUCUUUUGACUCUUCGUUGCUGGCUACAGGCCUUGGAGGAGGCCAGCAGGCGUCUGCGUCGCAGCAGCUGUUCCCGUCGCCUUGGUCGCCUCAGGCGCUCUCUCUUCUUGCGUGUCUCUCCCAGUUUCAGCAACCGGAGCGAAGUCGAAGUUUGAGACGAAGGCAUUCCUGCCGCAGAACGUCGCGGAGAAGGCGCAGCAACGAAGACUCACGCGAGAGAGACGCGGCCUCCGACGCAGAGACCGAGAAGGAGUUUCAGGGUGAAUGCGUCUCUGGAGAAGGCGCGUUGUCUUCGUCUCUUCAGGGAGGAAGGGCAACGGCUCCGGAGAAGCUGAGAGACAGGAAACAGAGAGAACGGGAUAUAGCUUUGCUGGCUGGCCUAGCGCAGAUUGAAAAGGAAAUGGAGAAGAAGGAGAAGGAGCGCAAACUCUUGCAGCUUGCUCUGGAGGAGACGCGCGCGGCUCUGAGGCAAGCGCAUGCAUCGCUUCUACGCAUGCAGGAGCGGACGGCAAGAACAGCAGGCGAAGCCGGUUGUCCGGGAUCUCCUCAGAACGCGGAGGGAGUGUUCGCUGCGCGGAAUCGACGGGGCGCGCGAGCAGAGAGGGCGUUUGCCUCGGCGCAGGAGCUCGAGACUCGAGGCGAGUUCCUUAUUUGUCCAGGGAAGACCGAGCGCGGGCGCGAAAGACGAACAUCGUCUGAGGGGGGAGAGCUCGGAAGAGUCCGAGUUCACAGAGCACUGCGACACACAUCCGCUCCAGGGAAUCGCGAAGGAGCAAACGGAGGAGCGUCGCGUUUCUGUGAUGUUCAAAUUGAUUUUCUGCCAUCUGAAAACGGUCCUGCGUCGCGUCGGCUUCUCUCCCGUGCUGGCGCGAAUUCUGCGCCUUCUUCGGAUGCCACUGACGAGCUGCGGACGCGAACACCCGAAGACGAGGAAGAAGACGCAAGCGGGCGUCUUCUGCAGAGACAUGAGGAGACCUCGGCGGGAGAGAAGCGCAGAGUCGAGCGGAGACGCGUGGAUCGCAUGCAGCAAACGGAGGAGACAGGAGACAGCUGGCGACAGUGGGAAGAGCGACUUGUUCAGGCGGAGGAAACUUCGCGCGGCUUCUCGCUUCAACUCCAAAGGCGAGAAGAAGUCGCACGAACCAAACAGGCAGAACUGGAAGAAGAGCUCGCAGCUCUGCAGGCGAGACACGCGACUCUGCAGGGUGCGUACACCGCAGCGGCGGAGCGGCUGGCGGAACUGGAGAGGCGUCAACGGGCGAGAGAGAAAGAAGAGGAGGAGCAGCGGAGGCGAACGCACGAGAAGGAAAUCGAAGUGGAAAAAUUGCAGACGCGAGCCGAGCAGGCAGAAGCGAAGGUGGAGGAGCUGCAAAAAGAGAACGAAGCCGCGAACGAGACCCUGCGCGAACUGAGGAGAGAAAUGGAGAAAGCCGCAGACCGAGCAGAGAAACGAAUGCGCGCCUGCUCAGAGAAGCACCGAGCCGAAGCUGGAGAAAAGGAGCAACAGUUUCGACGGCAACUCAGAAAGUUGGAAGACGCUUUCAAAGACACUCUCCAGACAUUUCGACGAGAGCACCUUGCGGCAGAGGAUGCAUUUCGCGCCAGGCUCCGGGAGAGAGAGAGAGAAGCAGAAGAGACCCUCCAGCUGCUGCGGCAAGAGAAGAGAACGACAGACGACCAGGCUCACCUUCUCCGAGCUGCGGCGAGACAAGAGGCCGAGGCGAAUCGCGCAAUUCAGAAACUCGCAGACAAAGUCGAGGAGGCUUCGAGAGAAAUUCAGCAGCUUCGUAGAGACAAAGAACGGGCGUCCGAGCUUCUGGCGCAUGCACAAGAGCAAGCGACGCGGGAUGACGAAGAGUGCCGCCAAGCGCGGGCGCUGUUGCAGCAGCUUCGGGGAGAUUUCCAGACUUUUCGCGAGACCUGUGUGUCUCGAGAAAGAUUCGAAGGAGUGCAGAAGGAACGAGAGAAGCUGCUGAAACAGCUGGAGAAAGCCGCAGAGAGCGACGGCCGAGGUGUGGAGACACUCCAGGCUCUCCAGGAGACGCGCGAGAAGGAGAAGAAGCUCGCCGAGGCGCUGAAGGAAGCGACGCUCACCCUCAGCGUGAAGGAGAAGAUGCUCAAGACGCAGGAGGAGCACAUCGACGCCUUGAGAAGUCAAGUCCGAACUAAGGAGGAAGCGGUGCAAGACCUGGCCGCCCGGCUGAAGAGGAAAGACAAAGAAACAGACAAGAAACUCCACGAGUUCGCAGAGAGAGCGAACGAGUGGAGGUCGAAGUACGAGGCGGAGGUCGGUCCGGUUCGCGAGGCGUUGGCGGAGAGAGCGAAGGAGAACGAGGAUCUGAUGGAGGCGCACAAGGAGUUGCAGAAGAAGUUUCUGUCUCAGCAAAAGGCGCUCGAAUACGCGCAAGAGGAGCUGCGUGCUCUCGCCGUCACUGUGGGAGAGCAGCAGGAGCGCGAGAGAGAAGAGUUGCGGCGAGUGUUGGAGAGGGAACAUGAGGAAGAGAAGCGGAGUCUGUUCGCGAAACUGGAGACCACGCAGGCGUGCAUGCAGCGCUUGAGAGAAGAAGUUCGCGAGCGCGAGAGAGAAGGCGAGAAGAUGCGAGAAAAGUUGCUGGAAACCAAGAAGAAGAAGAAGGAGAGAGACAUGGAGAUGCGGGUGCUGCUGGAACUCGAGGAAACGAAGAAGGCGCAAGCUGCAGAAACUGUGAAGCAAAUGACGGGUCUUCUGAGACAGCUCGAGAGCGAGUGCAGCACGACGCGCGUUUCAAAGAGCACUGAACGCUCUCAGUUCACUGUGUGAAAAAACUGAUGAAUUGCAAACAGAAAUGAGGUCGAGCCUGUCGCG